AUGAGAUCGCGCUUCGCCGAGGCCACAGGGCCUGAAGUCUUACCAGAGGUUGACGUUGCGAGAAAUGGCGACGGAGCUCCAGAGCCUUUCCGUGGAGAUGAUGGAUUGGAAGUGGUUGGUACCGAUUUGCCUGGCUCAGGUGUCAAGACAAAGCCCGAGACCGAGGCUGCACCAGCAAUUGAAAGCACAAUACCGAGGAAAAACGCGAGAAGAAGGAUGAUAUGGAUGGCAGUUGCAGCGGUUAUUCUGGUGGUGGUGGUAGUGGCAGCUGUGGUUGGCGGUGUCCUUGGGUCGCGACAUCACAAUUCCGCAACGUCCUCGAGGACUUCGAGUGCUCCCUCGUCCCCUUCUUCAACUCCCUCGUCAUCGUCGCCCAGCGCCGUUGCUUCCAAUUCAAGCCUUGCAGUAACCGGUUGGUGGGAAACGACCAGCCAAUACAACAUCCGCCUAUUCUACCAAGGAAAGGAUGGCCAAUUGCGCAUGACGGGCUACAGCUCCAGCAAUGGCAAAUGGUCAACGGUAGCAACAUAUCAGACAGACCCGCCGCUUAAGCCGGGCUCUCCGCUUGCAGCUAGCUGUUAUAAUUCCACAUUCUACUUCAAAAAUGAAGGGAAUUCCACCAGUAAUUAUACGCAAAUCGAUGUAUUCUACCAGGGAAUACAGGGCUACAUCAACAACUGGGCGAUCCAAGAAGAAGUAGCCCCGGUGCGGACCACGACCAAUAAAAAGGGAACUCUCUCUGCAAGAGCCCUAAGAGCAGGCAUGAACACGAGGCUUGCAGCACACUGGCCGAGCGUUGUCUUUCAAAACGGGGUGAAUGGGUUAAAAGAGGCCUAUUAUUCGAUACACAAUCGUUGGGCUCACAACAUCUUGAACCUCUCGGCCGUCAAUCAUUCGGCACUGGUGGAAGUCCCAUGGUGGGGUUCAAGGACUGGAAGUGCCAAUUUUAUUUAUCAGCGAGAUGACCAUACACUUUUUGCGGAAAUGCGGCACAAUGCUAGUAUAGAUGCAGUGGCAGAUGACCCAGCGCCUAACGUCCCCAUCCCGGCACAAGCAGCCAUAGGCGCGUUUGCUAUCCCCAAGACCGCCGGAAAUCUAGACAGCCUAAUGAACUUUUAUGUUUUAUGGCAAAAUGGCACUGUUCUCCAAAUGACCAAGAAUGACGACAACAACGGGUGGCAAACCUCAUCAACGCCAGACGCCCUUGGAAGUCCCGACGACGGAACAGAUAUAGCGUGCCUUACUGCAACCGAUUAUGUUGUAACUCCUAUACAAUCCAAAUACGAUAUGGCGCGCUGUUAUUACAUGGUGGAUGGCAAAGUAAGAGAGGUCAAGUAUGAUGGGUCGACUUGGUCUGUUAUUGGAUAUGUGCCCUUGGAUUGA
This is a messenger RNA of Trichoderma gamsii, 1383 nucleotides long. RefSeq lists its product as hypothetical. Lineage: Eukaryota; Fungi; Ascomycota; Sordariomycetes; Hypocreales; Hypocreaceae. The record is from RefSeq and is a predicted model, not a curated record. Bases 1 to 1383 code for a protein of 460 amino acids. The transcript is spliced from 3 exons.